Fusarium keratoplasticum is the source of this 630-nucleotide messenger RNA. Its product is annotated as F-box domain-containing protein. Lineage: Eukaryota; Fungi; Ascomycota; Sordariomycetes; Hypocreales; Nectriaceae. Gene Ontology annotation, molecular function: protein binding. Bases 121 to 630 code for a protein of 169 amino acids. The record is from RefSeq and is a predicted model, not a curated record. The transcript has a single exon.
CAACUCUGCUCUCUCCUCUCAAACACACACACAAACAUCUUUUACCAUCUUACAAACUGGUGGCCUCAUCACGCUUCCACCACCCCCAAGUACAAGAUACGAGCAGCCGCAGUGACCACAAUGGACACCCUCCCCCCGGAGAUCCUCCUCCAAAUCCUCCAUCACCUGCCGUCCCCCGCUGUCAAGCACGCCCGGCUUACCUCCCGGACCUUCAACGCAAUCCUCGCCAAGCGCACCUUUGAGAAGCUCGUAUCCUUCCUCGACCCAGACGUCGCUCAGCGUACCCUGGCUACCAUCUCCCGGGACCCCCAACGCCGUCGACGACGCCCAUCCAUCUGGUCCCCAUGCUGCAGCGUCCCCAAGAACCUGCCCAUCGACGAGGCCUUUCUCAUGGCCCUGUGGGCCGGCCUGCGCGGGGAUUCUUGGGCUGUCGAGAGGGGUCUCGAUGGAGACAAGUUGGAUAUUGAUGAGUGGCAGAAUGGCGUGGGGAGGGAUGAUAUUGCUGAGGAUGAUCUAAGGGAGGCCUUGUUUCGAUAUGCGCUCUAUCUGAGCUACAUGGAUGAGGGUGAGAGUGAGAAGGAUGCACCACAGGCUUGGGUUUUUGAUGCACUGUGCAAGGCAGGGCGAUGA